This is a messenger RNA of Brienomyrus brachyistius, 2321 nucleotides long. Its product is annotated as receptor-binding cancer antigen expressed on SiSo cells-like. The record is from RefSeq and is a predicted model, not a curated record. Lineage: Eukaryota; Metazoa; Chordata; Actinopteri; Osteoglossiformes; Mormyridae. Gene Ontology annotation, cellular component: secretory granule. The transcript has 7 exons. Bases 640 to 1284 code for a protein of 214 amino acids.
AAUGCCUCGGACGUCUAUAACUGGGUCCUUCCAGAUUCGUUGCACUUCCUCGUCGGUACAAAGAUGGAAGCCGAAAUGCAAUGGAAGAGUGGUGAAGUCUGAAUUGAGAAUGGCACAGUUUGAUAUUUUUACAAAAUUUGUUGCGAUGGAUAUGUAACGGUGUGGAUCUGAGAUCUUAAUGAAAUAUAGGCAGUAAAUGUCGAUAAGAGUCUCGGCGCGCUGAGUUAAGAGGGGCCCAGGCGGGUCCGGGCAGUUGCUUUAGCUCUGUAACUGAAUGUGCUGUUUGCCCGGUGAGUGUCACCCCGGCACAGACUGGCAUGUGGAGGUAAUGUGAGCAGUGUUUUGUCAAAAAGCCGAGCGGCUUGGAAUUCUGGGAACUUGACAAUGUAUGAAACACGCAUGGUCAGCUAACUAAAAGGCCUGGAGAAGUGAAUCUGAAUGAUACAUGUUUAUUUAUUUGAGCUCAUAUGCAUGCUGUACUAUUCACCUAAGAAUGAUCCCGAUUUAUGUUACUGAAAAUUUUUGCAGUACCGCGUCGUGCGACCAAUCAUUCGUUUCAGCAGAUCUUUUUAUACUGUGACAGACACGUUUGCACUUGCAAAGGGAAUUGCACACACGUAACGCUGGGUGUAAGUCACAAUGACAGUCGGCCAGUUCCGCCUCUUUAAGAUCUGCACCUGCCUGGUGACGUUACUUUCAUUUUUAAAAAGGCUCAUUUGUCGGUCAGGAAGGUCACGAAAACUAAGUGGUGAUCAAAUUACUCUGCCAACAACAGUGAGCCAUUCUUCAGCUCCAAAGCCGUCAGAGAUUGAGGAAUGGAGUUCCUGGGAUGAGGAGGCCCCUACAAGCGUCAAGAUCGAGGGGGGGAAUGGGAACAUGACCUUGCAGCCGAAAGACGUGGAGGAGGAGGAGGAGGAGCCAGACUACUUCAAGGACAUGGCGCCCACCAUCAGAAAAACACAGAAAAUUGUCCUUAAGAAGAGGGAGCCUCUGAACUUGACAAUUCCUGAUACAAGCGUAGGGUUUUCCAGCAGACUGGCUGUCAGUCAUGAUCUGUCCUUUAUCCAGCCAACGGCGGAGCUGGGGGACCUGGACACCUGGCAGGAGGACCACAACGCGUGGGAGGAGGAGUCCAGUGUUGCUUGGGAGGCUGAGGAGGUGCUGAGGCAGCAGAAGCUGGCAGAGAGGGAGAGGCGAGCCAUAGAGCAGCAGAAGAAGAAAGUGGAGAAGGAGGCCCAGAGACUGAUGAAAAAAGAACAGAAGAUGGCGAUCAAGCUGUCGUAACGAUUGCAGAGCUGGGGGCGUGGCGUGAGGCAGGGAGGAGGCCCGAUCGCCUGUUAAAUCCUGCUUUUUCACACAUUCUCCUAACACUAUGCCCCUACUUCCAGUGGCCUACUUCAAGAUCACCUUCAUACUGUCGAUAGUGCUUUUUUUUUUCUUUUUUUUUUAAAUGGCUCAUGUUUGGGAAGAUGCCUCCUGACCGGUAUCAACUUUUUCCAGGAACUAGAGGAGGUUUUUUUUUUUUUUUUAAAUUUAAUUUUUUUUGUUUUUUUGGAUUUAUGAGUACAAAGGGUUGGGAGGGAUGCUUUUAUGGGUCUCGCUGAACCGUUAUUGCUGUUUAGAUGGAAUGCUUUCAGUUUUAUUUUCUGGUCACAGACCACACCUCUGACACACUGUAGUCUGCUAGAAGGCUUGGGAAGAUGCUAUAAUCGCUGGUGGGUGGGAGGUAAAGGUGGACAUUAAAGCGUUUUUCUGAAAAGCGAAUGUGUUUGUCAACCAAAUCAGCCAUGAUUGUCAUACGGGACACAUCAGAGUAUUGGGUCACGUUACAACAUUUGAUUUUUAAACGAAGUCUUUCUUUUCGUUUGUUAAUUAUGAUGAUCUGUUUAAUUAUAUAUGUUUUUAAUUUGUAUAUAUGAUUCAUGGAGGCCAUUCUGAAAUACAGAUCAUCUUCAUAAUUAUUUCACGAAAGAGGUGACAAAGUACUGCGGUUAUGCGACGACCUCACAAACCCGUUCGUCACGUCUGCCGUUGGAGGUGAAUUGAAUGGCAGCCUGCAAGCAGCGUCAGCUGAGGUAGAGGAAUGAAAUUAUGACGAUUUUGGUUGAAUAUUCACCUGAGAGUCCAGUUGAAAGGUAUUCAGUGGUGGGGGGGGGGGGGUGUCAGAGGGAAAAACACAGUGAGAUGUCUUGGACUGUUGUCAUGGAAACCACAUAAUUUUGGUCGGAUGAAAUACUUUUUUUGAACGAACUGCUGAAUGCUAGACAAAUGGUUUUUGAAUGAAGCUUCUGUGUCAUACAAAAUAAAGGACUAAAGAUCGA